CGCACUGCGGGGAUGGAGGCCGAGCGCGGGGCAGCGCGGCCGCGCGGCGCCGGGGACCCUCCCGGGGGCGGCGGCGGCGGCGGCCCCUGGGCGGAGGUGCUGGAGCUGGACGAGGACGAGGAGGACCUGGAGGUGUUCAGCAAGGAUGCUUCCUUGAUGGACAUAAAUUCCUUCAGUCCUAUGAUGCCAACGUCUCCUUUAUCAAUGAUCAACCAAGUCAAAUUUGAAGAUGAGCCAGAUGUGAAAGAUCUCUUCAUUACAGUUGAUGAACCUGAAAGCCAUGUCACUACAAUUGAAACUUUCAUCACUUACAGGAUCAUUACUAAGACAUCUCGUGGAGAAUUUGACUCCAGCGAAUUUGAAGUUAGGAGACGGUAUCAAGAUUUUAUUUGGUUGAAAGGAAAACUUGAAGAGGCACACCCCACUCUGAUUAUUCCACCACUGCCCGAGAAGUUUAUAGUGAAAGGAAUGGUCGAACGUUUUAAUGAUGACUUCAUUGAGACGCGCAGGAAGGCAUUGCAUAAAUUUUUGAACCGAAUUGCUGAUCAUCCAACUUUAACAUUUAAUGAAGACUUCAAAGUUUUUCUUACGGCACAAGCUUGGGAACUCUCUUCUCAUAAGAAGCAAGGGCCUGGGUUCCUGAGCAGAAUGGGGCAGACUGUCAGAGCUGUUGCAUCAUCAAUGAGAGGAGUUAAGAGCCGCCCAGAGGAGUUCAUGGAAAUGAACCAUUUUAUUGAACUAUUUAGCCAGAAAAUAAAUUUGCUAGAUAAAAUCUCUCAGAGAAUUUACAAGGAAGAAAGAGAAUAUUUUGAUGAAAUGAAAGAGUAUGGUCCCAUUCAUGUUCUGUGGUCAGCAUCAGAAGAAGAUCUGGUAGAUACUCUCAAAGGUGUUGCCGGCUCUCUGGAUAAAUGCUGCAAGGCCAGUGAAAAGCGAAUGUGUGGACUCUCAGAGGCCCUGCUUCCUGUCAUCCACGAGUACGUGCUCUACAGUGAAAUGUUAAUGGCUGUUAUGAAAAGAAGAGACCAAAUUCAAGCAGAACUGGAUUCCAAAGUUGAAGCUUUAGCCUAUAAAAAGGCAGAUACUGAUCUGCUUACCGAAGAGAUUGGAAAACUUGAAGAUAAAGUGGAAUGUGCUAAUAACGCUCUGAAGGCAGAUUGGGAAAGAUGGAAACAAAAUAUGCAAAAUGAUAUCAAGUCAGCAUUUACGGACAUGGCGGAGGAGAAUAUCCACUAUUAUGAACAGUGCCUUGCUACGUGGGAAUCCUUUCUUUCCUCACAGACCAACCUCCACAUGGAAGAAGCCUCUGAAGAUAAACCUUAAUCCUAUUAAGGACUUGUGUGUGAUCUUUGGAGAAAAGCAUCUAUUAACCAAAGUUAUUUUUUUUGAACGAACUGUGUCCUUGAUUCUGUAGAUGAAAUGUUUUGCAACUAUUUGGAAAACCAACAUCUUGAAACUCAGGUAUUCCAGAUUAUUGUCACAUAGCUAUAUACCUAUAUAAAGAGAUAGAUAUAUAAACUAAACCUAUUUUAGUUUUAAUUGUUUUCUUAAAGUUUUGUGCCAAUACUUUCAUAUAGAAGGUUGGUUUUUUUUCAAUGUCUAUGGAACAUGUCAUUUUACAUAUAUUGUAAAGACUCGGUUUUAAUAAGAAGUUUAAUACGCAACAACUGGCUGUGGUUUGUUCUUUUCUUUACUGGCAGCACAAACCUUUAAAGAAAAUUAUGAUCCGUAGUCACAGUGUUUUCCUUAAUGGCUGUAUCAAGACACUUUCCCACCAACUGUGAAUAAUGAUUCCCUGGCCUCCACCUCCUCUUAGCACACAUUCUUUUAUUUCUGAAUGCUAGCCAUUUUUAUAGGGGUGAGGUGACCCUCACUUUUGUUUGGGUUUGUAUUUUCCUAAAAGAGAAGUGAUGGACAACUUUUUCUGUGCUUCCUAGUCAAACACUCACUGAACAGAGAACUGGGAAUGUCGGUUAGAUGAUUGUAACACAUGCCUGGCACAUGUGAGAUUUUGAAUUUGAUCCUGGUUACCACGUGACCCCA
Messenger RNA from Sorex araneus (European shrew), 2040 nucleotides. RefSeq names its product sorting nexin 7 (gene SNX7). The transcript has 9 exons. The coding region runs from base 13 to 1320 and encodes 435 amino acids. NCBI's taxonomy places the organism in Eukaryota, Metazoa, Chordata, Mammalia, Eulipotyphla, Soricidae. Gene Ontology annotation, molecular function: phosphatidylinositol binding. The record is from RefSeq and is a predicted model, not a curated record.